This is a messenger RNA of Rhinopithecus roxellana (golden snub-nosed monkey), 2952 nucleotides long. It is a transcript of the gene ZNF311, whose product is annotated as zinc finger protein 311. Gene Ontology annotation, cellular component: nucleus. The transcript has 6 exons. Gene Ontology annotation, molecular function: DNA-binding transcription factor activity, RNA polymerase II-specific; RNA polymerase II cis-regulatory region sequence-specific DNA binding. Gene Ontology annotation, biological process: central nervous system development; regulation of transcription by RNA polymerase II. The coding region runs from base 1208 to 2932 and encodes 574 amino acids. The record is from RefSeq and is a predicted model, not a curated record. NCBI's taxonomy places the organism in Eukaryota, Metazoa, Chordata, Mammalia, Primates, Cercopithecidae.
GGGAAGAUGACAUAUAAGAAAACACUUGAAGGAGGCAAGAUUAUUAGCCGUGGAGAUCGCUUGAGGUGAAGGGAGCAGCCAAUGGAAAGGCCCUAAGAUGGAAGAGAAGGAAGGUCGGUGUGGCUGAAGAAAAUUGAGGGAGUGGGAGAAGAGUAGAACGUGUUGAGAAUCACAUCCUGUAGACUUGUGUGCCACUCUUAAGACUUCAGCUUUUAUUUUGAGUGAGCAGGAAAGGAAGUUAGAAGUAGUGGGCACAUUCAAUAGGGCCUUGUAUACCUCUGUAAGAACUUCAGCUUUUAUUCUAAGUAAGGUUGAGCCACUGGAGAGUUUUCAGCAGAAAGAUUAAAUGAUCCAACUCAAGUUGUAAACGGACCACUCGGACUGCUCUAUUAAGAAAGACAGGAGGAAGGCAAGGAUUGAAGAAAGGAGACCAGUUAGAAGGCUACCACAGUAAUGGAAAGGAGGGGAGACAGCAGGUGACGGUGGCUCAGAAAAAGGUGGUAGCAAUAGAGAUUGUAUUCUAGAUGUGUUCACAUUUUCAGUUUGUCUUCCUGCCUCAGGUUCUCAGUGACUCCCUGUUUUUUUCUGUGGUCACAUUCCUCUUUUCCCUUCACCAAAUAUGCAAGGAAACAAGAAGUGAGAUCACAGCUGGUUUAGUGUUGCUAAUGAAACCCAAAUCCAGGGCAGUGUUUGACACAUUAAGCCAAACAGCAGCUGCCCUGUGGGUCAGAAGGGCCCUUUGGCUGGCACCACCAAAAUAUGUGUUCUCCAAAGGAGGCUGGCAUCAACUGGAGCCACUUCACAGCUUGUUUGAGAACUGGAUCUGACCAGUAGGAAGAAACCAGGACAGCAGUGGAAGACUGUUAAAGAAACCUGGGUAAAAAGAUGCAGAAGGUUGUGCUGUCAGAUGAGAGUUCAGGACCACCAAGCCAGCUGCUUUGGACCCCCCAGGAUACCCAGCUCCCUCAGGAAAGAGCUCUAUUACCUGCUCAGUAUCCUGCCUUCACUAAAGAUGGAAGCCAAGGAAACCUGCUACAAGCAGAUAUCACACUGAUGAGCCAGGCCCAAGAAACUAUGGUGUUUUCUCCAGGAUAACAGAAGCAUAUUAUUUCAGGAGUCAGUGACAUUCGAGGAUGUAGCUGUGAACUUCACUAACAGGGAGUGGCAGAGUCUGACCUACGCUCAAAGGCAUCUCUAUAAGCAUGUGAUGUUGGAAAAUUAUAGGAACAUGGUAUCACUUGGAUUUCCAUUUCCUAAACCUCCUUUAAUCUCUCAUCUGGAGCGAGGAGUAGAGCCCUGUGUGCAGGAUCCACAGGACAAGGAGUCCCUAAGCUGCUCCUACCCAGUGUCAACUGAUAAGAUGUGGCCUGAAAAUGAAAAGGCAAGUUCACAACAACAGAUUUUUGAAAAUGAAGAAGCCUACUGGAUGAAAUCUAACAGUCUCCUAAAAGUUGAUUCCCGGGAUCCUGAGGUUAGAGAAGUUUGUGUUCAGGAAGUCAAAUUAGAGAAUCAAUGGAAAACACCUAUAAGGGAGAAACUGAGAGAAAAGAAAGAAGGCUCUGAGGAAGUAACCUGCAAAAAAAGAAAGAACCAGAAGGUGCUUAGAAAAAACCUGAAUCCAAACUCAAAAUACAGUCGGUGUAAUAGAGUUCUUACAGCACAGAAACUCCAUGAAUGUGCCAGGUGUGGCAAAAACUUCAGUUGGCACUCAGAUCUAAUUCUCCAUGAGCAGAUUCAUUCUGCUGAGAAACCCCAUGUGUGUGAUGAGUGUGGGAAAGCAUUCAAGACCAGAAAUCAGCUUUCUGUGCACCAGAUAAUCCACACAGGGGAGAAACCUUUUAACUGCACCCAGUGUGGGAAGGCUUUCAACAGUAGAUCAGCUCUUUGCCGACAUAAAAAAACCCACAGUGGGGAGAAGCCUCACGAGUGCAGGGACUGUGGAAAGGCCUUCAAGACCAGGAACCGUCUGUGUAUGCAUCAGCUCAUCCACACUGGAGAGAAGCCUUACGAAUGUAACUGCUGUGGGAAGGCCUUCCAGUUUAAGCAUUCCCUUACCAUCCAUGGCAGAACCCACACUGGAGAGAAGCCAUAUGAAUGUGAGGAGUGCGGGAAGGCCUUCAGCGGGAGUUCAGACCUCACCAAACACAUAAGAAUCCACACUGGCGAACGACCUUAUGAGUGCAGCGAGUGUGGAAGGGCCUUCAGUCGGAGCUCAGACCUAAGCAAGCACAAACGAAUUCAUAUUAGGGAGAAACACUAUGGGUGCCCCCAGUGUGGAAAAGACUUCAGCAUCAAGGCAGAACUCACCAAACACAGAAGGAUCCACACUGAAGAGAAACGUUACAGGUGUGAGGAGUGUGGGAAAGCCUUUCAUCAUAACUGUAAGCGCCGGGCUCAUGAACGAGAGCACACCGGGGAGAAGCCCUAUCAGUGCGGAGAUUGUGGGAAAACCUUCCAAGAUCGGCACUGCCUUACGGUCCAUCAGAGAAUCCACACUGGAGAGAAACCUUACAAAUGUUUAGAGUGUGGGAAAGCUUUCAGUGGGAAGUCAAACUUGACCAAUCACCAAAGAAUUCACACUGGAGAGAAGCGUCACAAAUGUGAGGUAUGCGGAAUGGCCUUCCAUCAUAGUUCAGUCCUGAGGCAACACAAAAGAAUCCACACUGGUGAGAAGCCAUACACCUGCAGUGAGUGUGGCAUGUCCUUCCGUCAGGGCUCAGCUCUGAUUGGACAUAAGCGAGUUCAUACUGGAGAGAAACCUUAUGAAUGUGAGGAGUGUGGAAAAGCUUUUAGAGUGAGCUCAAAUCUUACUGGACAUAAGAAAAGAAAACAUCAAGUAUGGAGAACCCAUGAACUUGAUGGGAGUAGGAAAUCCCUCUCUCCAGUAACUGUUUCUCAGACCUCAGCAGUCAGUAUUUUGACCAGUGCCUGAGUAUAACAAUUCUGGUGUUA